CUCUGUAGGCGUCUCCCUUUGUGAGGAAGAGGGGAAGCAGAAGUUAGAACAGACUAAAAACUUUUUACUUCACCACUAAAUAUUUUGGAUACUAAUUGGCUAGCACUGGCCAGCAUAGGUUGUGAGUAGAUCGCACUUGUCAUUUCAUUUCGUGGGUGCCGACCAUUUAGCUGGUGGUGGCAAGAUGUCUCUGGGGUCUGUAUAUCAACACAAACUGGCAGAGAAGCUUAUGAUACUGAAUGACAGAGGCAAAGGGGUCCUGAUCCGUAUUUACAACAUCAAAAAGACAUGUUCAGAAACAAAGACAAAGCCACCUUUUUUCACUGAGAAGUCAAUGGAAUCAUCUAUUAAAUACAUUAACAAGAAAUUCCCCAAUAUUGACGUGAGAAGCAGCACGCAACACCUUGGCCCAGUUCACAAAGAGAAAUCAGAGAUUGUGAAAUGCCUAUCAAGCUACUAUUUGUCAUUUGUGGAUGUCAUGGAAUUUCGGGAUCAUGUCUAUGAGUUGCUGAAUACCAUUGAUGCCUGUCAGUGCUACUUUGACAUUAACAUUAACUACAGCUUUACCAAAAGUUACCUGGAUUUGAUAGUGACAUACUUCUCUGUCAUUUUGUUGAUGUCCCGUAUCGAAGACAGAAAAUCACUAGUAGCUCUUUUUAAUUGUGCAUCUGAAAUGCUGCAAGGGCACAGUGACCCAACCUAUGCCAGGUUGGCCCAAAUGCUACUGGAAUAUGACAACCCACUAAAAAAGCUAAGUGAGGAAUUUGGACCCCAUACAAAGACAGUGACCGAGGCUCUGAUGUCUCUACGCUUUCUCUUCUGCCGGAGGACACAACCAGCAGACCAGUGGAGAGGGGCCCAGCUCUUGAGCCUUCUUAGCAAUCCAGCUUCUAUGAUUGACCCAUCUAGUUCUGACACAAUGCCAUGCGAAUAUCUCUCCGUUGAGACAAUGGAAAGAUGGAUUGUGAUUGGAUUCUUGCUGUCUCAUGGCUUUCUGAACACAGUCCCGGCCAGCAUGGAGCUUUGGAAAUUGGCUCUUCAGGGUUCCCAUUGUAUCACACUCAUCCGGGAUGAGAUUCUCUUCAUACAUCGUGUUACAGAGGACUUCUUUGGCAGCAUAAAAGGGUAUGGGAAACGUGUGGCAGAUGUGAAAGAGUGCAAAGAACACUUUAUGACACACUGUGGCCAGUUUCAUCGUGCCAGACGCUUCUUUCUAAGAAGUGCUGUCAAGGAGUUGGAAGCCAUUUUGUCUGAUGAACCUGGACUUUUGGGACCCAAGGCACUUUUUGCAUUUAUGGCUCUGUCCUUCUGCCGGGAUGAGAUUAAUUGGCUGGUACGUCAUGCUGAAAACAUCACCAAAACAAAGACACCAGAAGAUUACGUGGAUGUACAAAUUGCAGAACUGAUCUUUUACGUGGAGGCGAUUCGGGCAAUAGUAAAGAAGCAUCUGUCUGUCAUACAGAAAUACCACAUUCAGUAUCUGGCUCGGUUUGAUGCUUUGGUUCUGAGUGAUGUCAUUCAGAAUCUGACUGUCUGCCCAGAAGAAGAAUCUGUGAUCAUGUCAUCAUUUGUUAGCACCUUGUCAGCACUCAGUGUAAAACAAGUUGAAAACAAAGAAACAUUUGAUUUUUGCGCUCUGAGACUUGACUGGUUCCGGCUGCAGGCUUAUACAAGCAUAGCAAAAGCCCCACUUUCCCUGCGGGAUAACCCCGACUUAGGCAAAGUGAUGAAUCUAAUCAUGUUUCACAGCUGGAUGUUGGACUCAGUGGAAGAGCUUCUUGUGGAGACAUCUGACCUCUCAGCCUUUUGCUUUCAUGUACGCACAUUUGAGAAGAUGUUCUUGAUGACAAUGGAAGAGCCUUCUGCUUUGCGUUAUUCGAUUGCCUUUCCUCUGAUCUGCUCCCACUUCUCCAGUUCCAUUCAUGAGAUGUGCCCAGAGGAGUACCCACAUCUUAAGAACUGCAGCCUAGGAUUCUGCAACAACUUCUUGGAUGAGAUGAGCAAGCACGCCAGUAACUGUGCGAUGGACAUCUGUGCUGAGCAGUGCAACCUCAGUGAGAAGCUGCUUCCAAAGCACUGUGCUGCCACAAUCAGCAAAGCCAGAAACAAGAGGCUAAAAAAGCCACCUCCAAAGAGGGCAGAGCCAGAAAGGGAAAAGCCAGGCGCAGAAAGCCAAAGACGCGACCGCAGUGUUACUACAAACUUGGACAAAUUGCAUCUGACUCUGUGUGAACUCUCCAUGGCACUGAACCAUGUGCGAAGUAUUCGUGUGUUUGAGCAUGUGGUCACCCCAGCAGAAUACCUGAGUUCCCACCUUGAGAACCGAUUUGGGAGGGCUUUAGUUAAUAUGGUGAACUUCAAACAGACAACGAGAGAAAUUCUGCGCCCAUCUGAGGUCCUGCAUGGGAUGCGUUCUUACCUAAGUACCCUUAAGUCCAUUGGUCACUUGGUAAACAUAGAUGUGACGCGUAUUAUACGGAGCAGCUUGUUACAGCAGACACAGCCAACUGAUGCCAAUGGGGAACCAACCAUCACUGCUUUGUAUACUAACUGGUACCUGGAGUGUCUUCUCCGCCAAGCCAGCGCAGGGUUUAUUAUCUAUUCACCAGCAAGGAGAACCUUCAUGGACCUACCGACUGAGAUGAGUGGUGAACAAGGCCUUAAUGCCGAGGAAUACUCCGACGUGUCAGAAAUGAAAGCUUUAAGUGAGCUGAUUGGCCCUUAUGGAAUGAAGUUUUUGAGCGAAAAUCUGAUGUGGCAUGUAACCUCCCAAAUUGUGGAACUUAAGAAACUGGUUAUAGAGAACAUGGAUGUGCUGGUACAAAUCCGCUCGAACUUCAGCAAUUCAGAACUUAUGCCGUCCCUUCUAGCCAAGCUCUCCUCUCCUGAGAAUUUGCUAAAAAGAAUGACAAUUAUUGGUGUUAUCUUAUCUUUUCGGGCUUUGACACAGGAAGGUCUCAGAGAGGUGUUUGCUCAUCAUUGCCCAUUUAUAAUGAGUCCCAUUGAAUCGCUGAAGGACCUGGUGAACCCUGAUAUUGAUAUUCAGGUGACUCUGAGCAUUUUUGAACUGGCAACUGCGGCGGGUGUGCCCUGUGAUGUAGACCCAAGCCUGGUUGCCGCUCUCUCAAACAUUAAAACAGACAGUGCUUCCCUAGAGGAAGAGUACAAGGUAGCUUGCCUGCUGCAGGUCUUCCUAGCGGUAUCUCUUCCCCUGCUGGCCUCAGAUCCAAUGUCAUUUUACAGCAUUGAAAAUGAUGGUUACAAUAACAACAUUCACUGCUUGGCCAAAGCUAUUAUCCAGGUGUCUGCUGCCCUCUUUACUCUCUACAAUAAGAACAUUGAGACCCACCUAAAGGAAUUCCUGUUGAUGGCAUCAGGGAGCCUGCUACAACUUGGGGAGGAAACUGAUAAAUCAAAAGCCAGAAAUCGAGAGUCGAUACUGAUUCUGCUGCAUCUUAUUGUAGAAGAGUCUUCAUUCCUGACAGUGGACAUGCUGGAAUCCUGCUUCCCUUAUGUUCUGCUCCGCAAUGCCUACCAUGAAGUCCACAGAGCUUUUCCUACUGUUACUUAGGCCUGAGAAAGCCAAGACUUGCCUGCCAGAGCAACUAGAACAUGUUGGUGGUUUUGCCAUCCACUCUAUAAUAUAAAGAUAAAAGUCAUGGUAAAAUAAUUAAAAUGGCCCAGGCACAUUACAUAAUUCUGACAUGGGAAAGUCUAUUUAUCAAAAUUCAAAUUUGUAACAUUUUUGAAUUUUUCAAAUAAACUCGAAAUUUUGCCAAACUCGAAUGUUUGCUUAAAAUUUAAAUAUAAAAAAAUGAUAAAACCAUAACAGAGACCUUAAAUGACACAUUUUCAAUGGGUCUACAAACCUCCAAAAAUUUUGAAAAUCUGGAAUAAAAUUUGACGUGGGGCCCCAUUAACCCAUUAACAUUAACUCGCAAGAUUUUAAAUUCAAGUUUUUUGUGCUUAAUAAAUACCAAACAUUCGAGUUUUUAAAACAAUAAAAAUUAAAUUGCGGCUAAAAUUCCAAAUCAUUAAACAAUCACCUACGUAGUAUGGCAGCUGCUACAUAAUCAGUAGAAGAAGAAGGGUAACAGAAAGAGGCACUAAAUUAGUGCUUUCUUUCAUCCUCUGACUUGCAAUUGACAGAAGAAAAUUAACUGCUGGUUGGUUGCUAUUGGCAACUGCACUGGUGCAAUUUAGUAUCCGCGUUAGUAAAUGUGCCGCUUUGAUAUAAAAUCUCAUAUAAAACUUAUGCAGAGUAAAAUGUACUUUUUGCUAUUAAUUAAAUACUGGUCCCUGAUCAGUAAUGAUGAUCACACACAUAUAUAACAUAUCACUCUCAUUUGUGGCUAAUUAUAUUUUCCUAAAGACAAAAUUAAUGAACUGUGCUACACAACAUUAUUAAAAUGCAGAAAACAUAA
This is a messenger RNA of Xenopus tropicalis (tropical clawed frog), 4424 nucleotides long. It is a transcript of the gene nckap1l, whose product is annotated as NCK-associated protein 1-like. The record is from RefSeq and is a predicted model, not a curated record. The coding region runs from base 185 to 3571 and encodes 1128 amino acids. The transcript is spliced from 31 exons. NCBI's taxonomy places the organism in Eukaryota, Metazoa, Chordata, Amphibia, Anura, Pipidae.